Schistocerca nitens (vagrant locust) is the source of this 6783-nucleotide messenger RNA. RefSeq names its product glucose dehydrogenase [FAD, quinone]-like. Gene Ontology annotation, molecular function: flavin adenine dinucleotide binding; ecdysone oxidase activity. Bases 111 to 2027 code for a protein of 638 amino acids. Lineage: Eukaryota; Metazoa; Arthropoda; Insecta; Orthoptera; Acrididae. The record is from RefSeq and is a predicted model, not a curated record. The transcript has 3 exons.
UCCUGCCGGAGGGAGAGCGCAGGUCCAUCCAGUCUGCAGGCAGCGCCGGCAACUACUGCAAACACACUGCUCACUGCUCACUGCUCACCAGCCUCUGGACACUCCAAGCUAUGGACCCGGCAGCCGCUUCCCAGUGGGCGGCGCAGACUGCCAGCAUAUGCCCCGUGGGCGGCGCCGCCGGCGCGCUGUUUGUGCAGCUGCUGGCCACGCUGGUGAGGGCGCAGUGCCUGCUGUCGGAGCGCAGCGCCUACCCGCCGGACACGGCGCUCCCGCUGCCGGAGUACGACUUCGUGGUGGUCGGCGCCGGGUCCGCUGGCUCCGCGGUGGCCGCCCGCCUCACGGAGAACCCCGAGUGGAAGGUGCUGCUGCUCGAGGCGGGGGGUGACCCGCCGCCCACCUCUGACAUUCCCAGCUUCUACCCUCUGCUGGCGAAGACUGAGGUGGACUGGGCCUACCUGACCGAGCCAGACGGGCGGUCGUGUCUGGCGUUCAAGGGCGGGCGCUGCCCGAUGCCGCGCGGCAAGGCUCUGGGCGGCACCAGCGCGCUCCACGCCAUGAUCCACAUCCGCGGCAGCCCUCAGGACUACGACGCCUGGGCCGCGCUGGGCAACGACGGCUGGGCAUACCGGGACGUCCUCCCGUUCUUCAAGAAGCUGGAGGCCUUCGACGAGAAGGAGCUGAAGAGGAGGCCGCACACUGAGUCCGUCCACGGCCGCGAAGGUGCCAUCCGGGCUACAAAGUCAGAGUCCCCACUUCCCUUCACGGUCGCUCUGGAAGAGGCAGCCCGAGAGCUGGGGUUCACAAUUAUCCAGGACUACAGCGCCGAGCCGAACCUGGGGUUCGGACACGUACCUUGCAACAUCGAGAACGGCAUCAGGUGGAGUGCCGCUCGAGGGUACCUAGCGCCAGCCAAGGAUAGGAAGAACCUGCACGUCGCCAAGUCCGCGUACGCGACGAAGGUGCUCGUCGAUCCUAAGACAAAGGAGGCAUAUGGUGUACAGUUUGUAAAAAACGGCGAGGUGAAGGAAGUUAGAGCUAAGAAGGAGGUUAUCGUUUCGGCAGGAGCUAUCGACACCCCUCACAUACUGAUGCACUCGGGAAUAGGACCGAAGGACCACCUGGAGGAGUUCGGCAUAACUGUAAUAAAGGAUCUGAAAGUCGGAUACAAUCUACAGGACCACCAGGUUUACUCUGGGCUCUACUACACGAGGGAGCCUCCGCCGAAGAAGUCGCUCGAGGGCGCCGCCUUCGAGUACCUGUUGAACAGGACGGGGUUCUUGUCGGCCAGCAGGACCAGCACGUUUACAGGAUUCGUCCGGACGGAUCGGGCGCCUCCCAACCGAGUCGGGCUCCCGGAGUUGGACUCGCCGAGCUACCCGGACGUGCAGAUGCACUACUCGUACGUGGAGCGAGGACAGUCGGGCACGCUGGCCGAGUUCUACAACUACGGGGAGGAGGCGGCGGCGGCCCUGGCGCGGCUGACGGAGCGCGACGACGCGCUGCUGGCGAUGCCGACGCUGCUGGCGCCGACGAGCCGCGGCCGCGUGCGUCUGGCCGGCGCCGACCCGCGCCUGCGGCCGCUCGUCCAGGCGGGCUACUACGCCGACCCGCGCGACCUCGACAACCACGUGGCCGGCGUCGCGUUCGCGCACCGCGUGGGCGCCACGCGGGCGAUGCGCGCCGCCGGCUACUCGGUGCGCGACCUGCCGCUGGCGGCGUGCGCCGACCGGCCGCCGCUGACGGAGGACUACUGGCGCUGCGCGCUGCCGCACCUCGCGACGACGCUCUUCCACCCGGUGGGCACCGCCAAGAUGGGGCCGGCCGGCGACGCCGACGCCGUCGUCGACCCGCAGCUGCGCGUCCACGGCGUGCGCAACCUGCGCGUGGCCGACGCGUCCGUAAUGCCGCUGAUCGUGCGCUGCAACACCAACGUGCCGGCCAUCAUGAUCGGCGAGAAGUGCGCCCACAUGGUCGCCCAGCACUGGCGCCGCCGCGACGACGCUCACCCGCUCAAGGAGGAGCUGUGAAGGGACAACCUUUCCCGUAUGCCAGUCAAGAUAACCGUUUCACGUAAUUUCGUCCUCAUCAGACCAUAUUUGUAGUGACACAGUAACCUAUCUUACAGCUAAUCUACAGCGUGUUUCAUAUUUCAUGUUACACGUUUCUAAGGGUUGUAGAAGGCACUUAAGGAGAUCAGUUUUUACAUAGGAACUCAUGUUCUGAAACGUAAUACGAAGACACUACAGAGCGUCAAAGUUAAUAGGUGCCGGUGUCUAUACAGGGUGUUAGAAAAAGGUACGGCCAAACUUUCAGGAAACAUUCCUCACACAAAGAAAGGAAAUAUGUUAUGUGGACAUGUGCCCGGCAACGCUUACUUUCCAUGUUAGAGCUCAUUUUAUUACUUCUCAUCAAAUCACAUUAAUCGUGGAAUAGAAACACACAGCAACAGAACGUACCAGCGUGACUUCAAACACUUUGUUACAGGAAAUGUUCAAAAGUCCACCGUUAGCGAGGAUACAUGCAUCCACCCUCCGUCGCAUUGAAUCCCUGAUGCGCUGAUGCAGCCCUGGAGAAUGUACCGGGGUUACGUAGACAACAGCUUUCAAAUGCCCCCAUAAAUGAAAGUCGAGAGGGUUGAGGUCAGGAGAGCGUGGAGGCCAUGGAAUUGGUCCGCCUCUACCAAUCCAUCGGUCACCGAAUCUGUUGAGAAGCGUACGAACACUUCGACUGAAAUGUGCAGGAGCUCUAUCGUGCAUGAACCACAUGUUGUGUCGUACUGGUAAAGGCACAUGUUCUAGCAGCACUGGUAGAGUAUCCAGUAUGAAAUCAUGAUAACGUGGUCCAUUGAGCGUAAGUGGAACGAAACUAAAAUGAGCUCUAACAUGGAAAGUAAGCGUUUCCGGACACAUGUCCACAUAACAUCUUUUCUUUAUUUGUGUGUGAGGAAUGUUUCCUGAAAAUUUGGCCGUACCUUUUUGUAACACCCUGUAUACAGGAUGAAAAGUAUUUAAACCGACAAACUCUGGGAGGUUGUAGGGGACAUCAAAACAAAUAUUUUUCCCUAAUGUCAUUUUUCCCUAUGAGGGGUUUUUAAACCAGUAGAGGAAGAUUUCUCUGGCGGCAAAUUAAUUAAACCAACAAACACUUUUCCAUUUUUUUAUGACCAAGAGACAACACAUUAACAUAGCCCAGUUUCAAUUACAGUAGAUUUUUUUCAAAAAUGCCUCCAUUGACACGUAAACAAAGGUUACACCGUCGGAUCAUGUUCUGUCCGACACGGGCCAAACAGCCCCAGGAGUAUCCUGAAUUGUUCCUGCUGCUGCUACUAUCUGGGCAACCAGAUCCUCUUCUGAUGCAACAGGGGUUGCGUAAACAAGGUUGCGCAUCUCUCACCACACAGAAAAGUCCAGAGGGGACAUACCUGGGGAUCGAGCAGGCCAUGGUACAGGACCACCUCUGGCAAUCCACGUUUCUGGGAACGGUCGGUCCAGGAAUCGACGCACACGACGACUGAGAUGUGCCGGCGCCCGUCGUCUUGGAACCACAUUCGUUGUCUUGUAGGGAGCGGGACGCUCUCCAGCAAUUCUGUCAACGCUCUGGCGAGAAAAUUGUAAUUGUGCCUGUCAUUUAAUGGCCUAGGUAGCGGAUAAGGCCGAAUUAAAUAGUCCCCAACAACACCGACCCAAACAUUAACGAAGAACCGCACUUGAUGAGCGCUAGUAACUGUGGCAUGUGGGUUAUAUCCUCACUCCAAACAUGCGAAUUGUGCAUGUUGAAGACUCCAUCAAGCCCGAACUUUGCUUCAUCGGUAAACAACACAGAGGAUGGAAAUGUAGGAUGCAUUUCACAGUGUCCCAGGUAGCACUGCGAAAACUGUGCUCUGGGUGGAUAAUCAACUGGUUCCAGGUUGUGGACACGCUGUAAGUGAAAUGGACGUAACAAUUGCUCUCGAAGGACUGUUCUUACAUUCGUCUGAUUCGUCCCCAUGUUACGUGCAAUUGCACGAGUGCUGAUUGAAGGAUCCCGCUCCACAUGCUGCAAGACAGCUUCCUCAAAUUGCAACGUUCUUACCGUGCGACGGCGUCCCCGUCCAGGUAAUCUGCUAAAUGACCCGGUCUCACGCAGACGUUGGUAUACAGCAGCAAAUGGCGUAUGAUGCGGGAUACGGCGAUUAGGAUAUUGUUGUUGAUAAACCCGCUGUGCAGCUCGUCCGUUGUGGUGCGCUACGUAGUUCGCACCAACCACAUCAGUGUACUCACCUCAGAUGUAUCGCUCCAUUAGUAAACAGAGACAAUCCACUACUACACUGGUGGACACCAGUUGCCUACCACUGAAGAGCGUAAUACACCCUCUAACAACUGAAGAUCGUAAUACGGCCUCUAACAACCGAAGAGCGUAAUACGGCGUCCACCAGUUUAAAUACUCCUCAUAGGAAAAAAUGUUUGUUUUGAUGUCCCCUACAACCUCCUAGAGUUUUUCGGUUUAAAUACUUUUCACCUUGUACGCGUGCAUAUACAGGGUGAUCACGUGAUGAUGUUACAAACUUUCUAGGAUGAUGGAGAAGGAUUAAUGUAUCAAUUUGAGGUAAGGGCCUCUGUUGGUUGGUUGAUUUGGGGAAAGGGGACCAAACAACGAGGUCAUCGGUCCCAAGUUAGGGAGUCGAAAUUUACAAGCGAAAACGGUUCUGAUACGUCUGACAGUGGAAUAUAUGUUUCGGCACCGUUGCUGUUAAGAUUGUAGGGUAGUCAGCUUUCAGAGGUGGUAGUAUGGACCAAAACAAGAAAAAAAGUCCAUUAAACAUGGGCUCUAAAACGCAUACCUUAAGAGCUAUGAGCACUUGUUGAAUAGAUGUACUGGGACAGAAUCAGGGUAUCGUAUACCGUAUCCUAUACUUGAGACGAAUCCAGAAAGUUUAUUAAUUUGUGAAUCAGACUUAACCAGGGGUUGAAUUAAAUUAUGCCUCCAUAUGAAAGCACAUUUUCUGUUUUUCACCAACACGGAGGACCAUCCUACAAUCGCCCUUUUGUAUUAUUUUGUAUUUCUGAUAUGUGGAGUUCAAAAUCAAAUACACCUCUCCCGAAGCAGUUCGAUGCAACUCUCAAAAAUUCUGGAGAAAAUAGACUUGUAAAUUUUCCGGCCUUGCUUAAGAUGCUAAACUAAUAUAGAACGUUUUGACGAACAGUGUGUCUCUCUAGUUGCGUGCUUGUACGCUGCUUGGAGACCUGGGUUCGAUUCAUGGUAGAUUGGAAUUUUUAAAGAAAGGCACACGUUCUAUGAGCAUUUUACGUGAAGCAUAGAAUGAAAAAUGGUAGAAAUAAUAUAGUUUGUAAUUUUUUUUCACUAUACAGUCUUGAUUAACAAUCUUGUAUAAAAGACCCGUCACUAAGAAUUUUAAUGAAAACUGUAAGUUUGUGUAUAGUAUAUAGUUAGAAAUAAAGAGACUUGGAUCUUUCAUAAAAAUGUCUAUUAGAUGUGUUAAUUACCACAUAUUUCAUAAAUUUAAUAUUUAAAUGACAUAGGUAUUCGAACUGAAUACAAAAAACGGAAAAAAUAGUAACCAAAAUGAAACUCUAUACAUUUCUUCUUUUGUACUGUAGUUGUCAGUUCUUUUAUUUUCAAGAACUGAUGCAGUCGCACCGGCCAGUUCGAGAAGUAUGUCGAUAACGUAUCUCGAAAAAUUUGGUGUUCUUCUUUUGUUUUCAACUUCACCAAACAUAGACGAACGCACUAGUAGCGAGAUAUAAACGCUUCUGCUUUUUGACUAAAGUGAGAUUAUGUGACAAUGAUUGUCUAGAAAACUUAGUAUAUAAGCGGCUGUGUGCAAAUUCGUAUCUCUAACAUCUUUGCAUUUCCGGUGUGCCUUCUACUCAAAUACACGGAGCAAACAGCUAUCAAACGUGUGAUUGACUGCCGACGGAUUUCUGACCGGCAAUUAAUCACAGAGAUAUUUUAAACGCUGAUUAACCGCAGUCACAGGACCUUGCUUAUUUUGCUGGACUCAGCUACGGGUGUCUCUCCUAACAGUCGUCAUGUGCGUUUCCUUUGUGUUUCAGGAGAUAUUUGAAAUUUUGUUAUUGCUCGAGUCGCCCCAAAUAAGUACUGCUCGUCACAAGUAUCUUGCAAACGCUCAGUGGCAACGGAAAGCGUCGGUUUGUUUCCAAUUAUAAGCAAAAUGAUGUACCAAGCGAAAUUGUUUCUGCCCACGCGGCAGAGCGAUACCAAAUCAGCCUAGUGCGAUAUUCGUUUUAUCGAUAUGUGUUACCGUAAUAGUGGCAGUAAACAGAAAGAAUAGUCAGUAGGAAAAAAAAAAACCAACAGAUCUCAUAUAUAUAUAUGUGAUUGGGAAAUUGACAAUGUUUCUUUGUUUCAGUAAGAUGGGAACUGUGUAACUAUGAGUAUGUUUGAACGUGUCAGACUGUGUCGGAGACCGGUAUUCUUGAAAUAAUAAACAGCUUUCGACUCAGUGGUACAAGGGAAGAGUUGUCUUUCUUUUAUGUUCAAUCUGACGCCAUAGGGGGUGUAUGAAAUUCCAUUUUCACAGAUCAGUCACAUUAACUGGUCCCGAAGACAGAGCGCUGUUGUUCUGUCACUAGAUAAGUUCAGUAAUUUUUAUCGUCAAUAACGUGCGACGCACUCAAUGUAUUCCUAGUAUUAGUUAUCAAACGUAAGGCCUUCACAUUUUGUACCUGGGUUGUGACUCAACCGUUCAAUAUUUGCAGAAAGUCAUAUUUAUGUACCACCAAGAGCUGCUGAUAAAAUAAAAUUUUAUUUUCUAUCUGUUUC